AGAGAGGGAGUGUGUACUGCGCAUCUGCCUUUCUCGCACUAGAUCCAAACAUGUCGUCGAUCCCUGGCGGUGCUGUUGGCGAUGCAGCGCCAGAAGAAGAGAGCACUGCAACGCCGCCCGCGCGUUCAGACGCCUGCGACGGCGACGACAGCACCGGCACGGCUGCACCAACAUCGGCACCUGCUCCUACUUCUCCUGCUUCUCCCCCGUUGCCCAUGCAGGAAGAAGGUGGUGACGAGGGUUGGCAUGACAGUUCGCCGGCGGCGCCAAGGAGGAUGGGUUCGCCGUCCAGGUCGGCACCUCCUACGCCCAUGUCGGACUUCAGCCCCCCGCGCAGCCUCUCCGGCUCCAUCCCUAGGACGCCCUCUUCGAUGGGGGGCAGGAGCUUGCCAGGCACGCCGCGAACACCUUUCACGCCGAUGGACAUGCAGUCGCCGCUGUCCCAACGAGACUCCACCGCGCUUCCUCGGGGUGACCUCGGCCGCCGAGCGGCAAACCUCGCCUCGCUCAGCGGCGGCGGUGGCGGUGGCGGCGGCGGCGGCGGCGGCGGAAGCGUCAACACCCCGCAGAAAAGCCCUGCCCCCAACAGAUCGUCCAGUAGAACUAGCAUGGGCGGCGGCUCUCCGCAGUCUUUGCCGAGCACGCCGGGAUCCCACGCCUCUUCCCGUAGAAGCCGCACCGCGGGCUGGAAGGAUAACCGAAGAAGGCGAGGCGGAGGCGGAGGCGGUGGGGGUGGAGGCGGUGAUGACGACGAUGAUGAUGACACGGGAGAUGGGGGUGGGGGCAGCGGGGGUGGUGGCGGCGGCGGCGGCGGCGGUGGCGGCGGUGGCGGUGGUGGCGGUGGUGGAGGUGGUGGCGGUGGCGACGGGCCAAGCCCGCCGGGAUCUCCGGGGCCCAACCAGGGCGGCACGGGUAUCAUGCAGGGGCAGGAAAGAGCGGUGAUCUGGGGCACGGACGUGAACGUUGUGGAGUCGAUGGAGAGGUUCAGGCAGUUCUUGCUGGAGUUCACGCUGGAGGGGGAGGACGAGCCGCUGUACAAGUCGCAGUUGGAGGAGAUCCACCGAACACAGGAGUUCAACAUCAGCAUCAACUGCAAGCAUCUCUACAGCUUCGUGCCCUCCCGCAGGCUGUACCAACAACUGGUGCACUACCCGCAGGAAAUCGUCCCCAUCAUGGACCUCGCCGUGAACGAAGAGUUCACCAGGAUGUUCUCGGAGGAGGAGCUCAUGGGUUCACGCCGCAUUCAGGUUCGCACGUACAACUUGCGGGAGGUGAAGCCUUUGAGGAACCUGGACCCGCAGCACAUCGACCAGAUGGUGGCCCUCCGGGGGAUGGUGAUCCGAACGAGCCAGAUCAUCCCGGACCUCAAGCAGGCGUUCUUCCGCUGCAUCGUUUGCAACGCUUCGAAAGAGGUGAUGAUCGACCGGGGCCGCAUCGACGAGCCCUCGUCCUGCCACAUGUGCGGGAACACCAUGUCCAUGGAGCUGGUGCACAACCGCUGCCUCUUCACCGACAAGCAGAUGGUUCGACUGCAGGAAACUCCGGACGAGAUCCCGGAGGGAGAAACGCCUGCCACGGCGACUGUUUUCGCUUUCGACGACCUCGUCGAUGCGGUCCGACCGGGAGACAGGGUGGAGGUCACCGGGAUCUUCAGGGCGGUGCCGAAGCGGGUCAACCCGAAGCAGAGGGUGGUACGCUCCGUGUACAAGACGUACGUCGAUGUGAUCCACUUCAGGUCUACCGAGUCAGACUCUGAGGUGGACGGGCGAGGCGGGGGCGGCGCCUCGCACGGCACGGCGGCGGAGCUGGAGGCGGCCCAGGGAGGGGUGGAGAGGUCUCGCUUCUCUCCCGGACGGAUAGCGGAGUUCAAGCAGCUGGCCGCAGAUCCUCGGGUCUACGAGAAGUUGGUGGCCGCUAUCGCCCCUUCUAUCUGGGAGCUGGACGAUGUGAAGAAGGGCAUCUUGUGUCAGCUCUUCGGUGGCAACAGCAAGUCGGCGUCUGCACAGGAGGACGAGGACGACGUAGACCCAGAGACAGACGCCCUUACGGACCCCAACACCCAAGACUCGCAGGCCGAACGCAAUGCGGCGCGCCCGAGCGUCAGCAGUACCCGGGGGAACAGGACGCGAGGAGAGAUCAACGUCCUCAUGUGCGGGGACCCGGGCACCAGCAAGUCGCAGCUCUUGGCCUUCGUUCACAAGGUGGCCCCACGAGGCAUCUACACGAGCGGCAAGGGUUCGAGCGCCGUGGGCCUGACGGCGUCCGUCGUUCGUGACACGGAGACGCGCGACCUCGUUCUCGAGUCCGGGGCUUUGGUGCUGAGCGACAACGGUAUCUGCUGCAUCGACGAGUUCGACAAGAUGUCGGACACGACGAGGGCAGUGCUGCACGAGGCCAUGGAGCAGCAGACGGUGUCGAUUGCGAAGGCGGGAGUGAUUUGCACCCUCAACGCUCGCACGGCCAUCCUGGCGUCUGCCAACCCGGUGGAGAGCCGGUAUAACCCGCGCCUGUCCGUGAUCGAGAACAUCAAGCUUCCGCCAACGCUUCUGUCCCGGUUCGACCUCAUCUAUCUGAUCUUGGACAAGCCCAACGCCGCAAUGGACCGGCAGCUGGCGCGGCACCUGGUAUCCCUGUACUACAAGGUGCCCGUGGUACCGUCUUCCCCGCUGGAACAGGACUUUCUGAUGGACUACAUCGCCUACGCUCGCCGGCAUAUACAGCCAGAGAUAAGCGAGCCAGCCGUCCGGUCCCUCAUCAAGGGGUACCUCGGCAUGCGCAACAUGGUGGGCAGGGGAACCAAGACCAUCAGCGCAACCCCGAGGCAGCUGGAGAGCCUCAUCCGCCUGUCGGAGGGGCUGGCCAAGAUGCGACACGCUAGGUUCGUGGAAGACAGCGACGUGGCCGAGGCCGUGCGCCUCAUGAGAGUAGCCACCCAGAACGCCGCUACAGACCCUAGGACGGGAACCAUCGACAUGGACAUGAUCGCGACGGGCCAGGGGGCCUCCGACCGAGACGCCGUGGAUGCCCUAAGCGCGGAGAUCAAGGCUCUGCUGACGGGACCCCUCAAGGGGAAGCGGACAGGGGUCGGGGAGCUCCGGAAGAAGAUGGAAGCGCAGAGCGACGCACAGAACCUGAGCUGCACCGCCCCGAUUUGCUCAGCUCGGCUCGUGUUUUGGUGCCGUCCAGUAGUCUGA
This is a messenger RNA of Ectocarpus siliculosus, 3194 nucleotides long. The record is from the annotation of a GenBank genome assembly. Lineage: Eukaryota; Phaeophyceae; Ectocarpales; Ectocarpaceae.